This is a messenger RNA of Hypomesus transpacificus, 2283 nucleotides long. It is a transcript of the gene rbm45, whose product is annotated as RNA binding motif protein 45. Bases 52 to 1536 code for a protein of 494 amino acids. Gene Ontology annotation, cellular component: cytosol. The transcript has 8 exons. Gene Ontology annotation, molecular function: mRNA binding. Lineage: Eukaryota; Metazoa; Chordata; Actinopteri; Osmeriformes; Osmeridae. The record is from RefSeq and is a predicted model, not a curated record.
AAGGGGGAUAAACAUCAAUGACCUGGCAACCCACAUAGCUACUUCACAAAAAUGGACGACUACUCCAGCAAACAGCCUCAAGCAGAAAACCUCGACGAUCCUCCAAAUAGCCGACUCUUUCUCGUAACUAGUCGGUCUGUCUCAGAGGAUGUUAUACGUGAUCACUUCUCUGUCUUCGGUGAUAUACAGGGGAUAUGGGUAGUGAAAGACAAGCAAACUAAAGAAUCAAAGGGGGUCUCCUACGUAAAAUUUGCCAAAUCGUCGCAGGCAUGCGCGGCCAUGGAGGAUAUGCACGGGAAAACGCUACAGGAAGGAACAAAACCAAUCAAGGUGUUCAUUGCUCAGUCCCGGUCAUCAGGGCGCCACCGAGACGUAGAAGAUGAGGAGCUCACGAGGAUCUUCGUGAUGAUCCCCAAGACUUUCUCCGAGGAGGACCUUAAGGACACGUUCAAGGAUUAUGGAGACAUUGAAUACUGUGUCAUCAUUAAAAACAAGAGCACGGGCGAGAGUAAGGGGUUGGGCUAUGUUCGCUACCACAAGCCCUCACAGGCCGCCAUAGCCAUAGAGAACUGUGACCGAGCCUACAGAGCGAUCCUGGCCGAGCCUCGCAGCAGAACCUCAGGGCCGGAGGUUGACUACAGCAGCGGCUCAAGAUCUGACCACAUGACCAGCGGAGACCUGACCAUGAACACAUACCCCUUUGCUUCCUGUAAGUGUAUCACACACACACACACACACACAUACUCAAAGAGGAUGCAUCAGGGCCUGCAUGUGUGUGUGUGUUCCUUCCCAGCUGACCCUGGCAGCUACGGAGGUGACUACAGGAGCAGUGACAUCAUCACACGUUGCCUGAUGGUGUCGUCCAGGGCGGCGCUGACUCAGGAGCAGAUCUACGGCCUGUUUGAUCUGAUCCCUGGGAUGGACUACUGUGAGCUGCAGAGAGACACCUAUGGACUCAGCAAAGGCCACGCCGUGAUUCGCUACAACAACUUGGGCUCGGCUGUGUACGCCAAGGAGAAGCUCAACGGAUUCGAGUACCCCCCCGGCAAUCGUCUGGGAGUCACACACAUUGACGACGGAGAGGACAGGACCAGUCCAGUGGGGAAGAUGGCCAUGCAGUUCGUGGCGGCCCAGAUGAUGUCGUCCGUGUGGAACAACCCCAGCAGCCAGCAGCUGAAGAGUGGCUCUAGUUACCAACCAUGCCCGGCGCCGCGCGUGCAGACGGACGUUACGCUGCCGUCCCUCAAGAAGCUGGCGCCCUCCGACAGCCGGGUCAAGGAGCGCCUCUUCGUGGUGUUUAGCCCCGCCCCUCUGCCCGUGGAUGUGCUGGAGGAUGUCUUCUGCCGGUUUGGCUCCCUAGUGGAGGUGCACCUGGUGCCGGGGAGGAAGGUGGGCUACAUGAAGUAUGCUGAGAAACAGAGCGCGGACGACGCCAUGGCGAUGCUGCACGGGCGCGUUGUGAACGGCGUGAGGAUGAAGGUGAUGCUGGCGGACCCGCCCAGGGAAGAGUCCCACAAGCGCCCCCGCACCUACUAGUCCAGCCGUGAGUACUCUUCUGCAUGUGUGGGUGGUUGGAGGGUGUGUAUCGGUGUGGAGGGUAUGUUUUUGUGGUUGGAGGUUGUGUGUGUGUGUGGCAAGUCCCUCUUUAUGGUCUUUACCUGCGUUGAAGCUCACAUGAACUAUUGGACCUGUGUGGUGAGUUCAUGUCUGCAGGAUGACUCGUCAAACUGCACUACCUCCCACUAGUCUAGCGGCAGCGGGCUAACAGUUAGCUGCUCUACCCCACUUUAGCCUAGCUGAAAGGCUAACUGUUAGCUGCUCUACCCCACUUUAGCCUAGCUGAAAGGCUAACUGUUAGCUGCUCUACCUCACUUUAGCCUAGCUGAAAGGCUAACUGUUACCGUCUGUAUCCUGACCUAUUCCAGCCUGCAGGCUAAAUCCAUCAGGACACGGUUGAGCUUUUUCCACAGCUGUCCUGUUUUUGUUUCUACAGAGACGGUCACAUGACCAAGGACGGACAUGACUGGACAGACACGCUGACUGGACACGACCACAAACACACGACCGUACCACGACCACUGGACCGACCCAACUUCGACCCGACCCUGACUGCUGUACCUCUGUGUCUCUAACCUCUAACCGUCUCCUAGCCUCCCCUAAUCCUGGAGGAUGUCUGUAUUGUCGGAGGUACAACAUUAUUUGUUAUUAGAGGGGGUUCAUUGGAAGCUGGAAUGGUGGUUGUGUGUAUAUUUGAGUUGCCUAAUAAAACUUCUGAGUUGGACA